Messenger RNA from Marasmius oreades (fairy-ring Marasmius), 3681 nucleotides. RefSeq lists its product as uncharacterized. The transcript has 11 exons. The record is from RefSeq and is a predicted model, not a curated record. Lineage: Eukaryota; Fungi; Basidiomycota; Agaricomycetes; Agaricales; Marasmiaceae. Bases 1 to 3681 code for a protein of 1226 amino acids.
AUGCAGGAAGCUCUUUCAAAAAUCCGGGCCCAUACUUCGUCUUCUCUUCCUCACCAGAAAACCCCAUCCAAACUUCUCAUUGCUGUCGAGUCAACCUUUGAUGAACAACGAACUGAAAGAACGUCCACAGCAUAUUUUGCAGCUCUCCUUACGACUCUCGACGCCACAAUACAGAAGAAGGAAAUAUCUUUGAAUGAAGGAGACGUUCUUCCCGCAGAACUCUAUCUUCUUGCCCUCGUUUCACCGUUUGUCGCGGUCUCAGUCAUCCGGGCAAAUCUGAACACGAUAUUGAAUCUCACUGCGCCUCUUUUUCCUUCCCUCCAAUGUCAUGCACCCGCUCUCAGAUCACAACUAUCACUCUAUCAAGUCAUUUUUACAUCGAUUGACCGAUCGCAACUAGAGGCUCAUGGCAUACGACAAGCUUUCGCUACUAUCCUUGAAUUGUGUGUGGAUCCGCGACCAAAAGUCCGCAAGAAGGCCGCAGAAGUUGUGAAGGAUGUCAUCUUGAAUCCACCCCUUCCCCUCGCCAAACACCCUUAUUCAGAUAGAGUCGUAGAGUGGACAAUUUCAAAACUCUCCGGGGAAAACAAGUUUGCUACUUCAUCGACAAAGAAUUCAUACAUCGAUACUGAAUCCCACAUACACGUUCUCGCGAUGCUUCAUCCUAUUCUUGCAAAUCUUCCCCCGUCUGCUUAUCCUACCGUGACGAAAUCUCUUCUUCAUCUUCCACGGCUCGGAAACCCUUACCUUUCUCAGUUGGCGUAUUCUGCGAUGUCGGAUGUAUUCGUUUUAUCUAAAGAUGGCGGAACAUUCGACACGGAUGAGGAUGUUAUCGCAGAAGUGUUAAAGACCAUUCUCUCCUUCCCACCUUCCAAAACGGACACAACUUCAAGUCCUGGAUGGAUUGGGGUUCUUUCAGCCGCCAUGUCCGUAUUUAGGGAGAUGAGUCCAAGCGCAUUCUCGGGUCGCGCUCCUACCGUCUGGAAAACGAUAUGGUCGUACCUGGAAUCAAUUAACGGUGCAGUCAGGGAAGCCGCGAUGCAGUCUAUUAGUACUCUAUGUCAAUCCGUUCUGUCGAUGGACGAAGGGACCGACGGUAAAUUAACUCUAGAAGGAAUGGUGGCACAGAUAUCCAAGGCUCUCACUUCCGUCGCUUACACCAAAGCCAUCCCGCAUCUUCUAUCCAUAACGUCCUCAUUAACUCUGAGUUUACCCCAGGGUAAACCUAUAAAACCCUCCCAUAUUGCUACUAUACAACCCCUAAUCAAGCAAAUUGGUGAGCUUCGUAUAGAAAAGCACUUUGAGCACAAAGAGGCUGCGGACACAGCGCUGUCCACCGCAAUGCGUAUCUUAGGGCCACAGCUCAUUCUGGAAACUCUUCCGCUUAACCUAGAGCCUGAAAAACGUAAAAAUGGAGUGCCUCGUGCCUUCCUUCUGCCCUUGCUUGCCCAGCCCCAUCCUUCGCCGUUAUCGCACUUUGCUUCUUAUUUCGUGCCUUUGAGCGAGCGCAUGUUCGACCUACAAAGUAAGGCGGAGGCGGAAGGUCGAGAGUCCGAAGCGAAAGUGUGGAGUGUCUUGGUUCAUCAAGUUUGGAACGGUUUUCCCGGUUAUUGUCACGGAUCUGUGGAUAUUGAAUUGACUUUCAACCAGCAGUUCUCUCAGUUAUUAUCUCAAGUCCUUUACAGCCAACCCGACCUCCGACCCGCAGUUCUCAAGGGAUUGCAAGUGGUGGUGGAAUCUAACGUGGCUAUAGGAGCUGGAAAAAACGACGUCCCGAAUCCCUCUUUCAGCACACCUGGACAAGCAGCCCAAAACAUCGAUUUCCUCCGCACGCAAGCCGAAAAUUGGCUGGCAGUUCUUUUCAACGUUUUUAGUAUCCUUAACCGGGAUUCACGCGGAACGAUGAGUGAGGCUAUCACAGCCUGGGCAUCAAUCGCGGAUGGGAAGGCGCUGGCGAGAGCUCUACGUAAAGUUCUCGACAUUUUCGAAGGCGAACUACCCAAGCUUUCCGGUAAAGCAAGUGAUGAUGAAAGUACAGCGCUUAUGGCUCUCGACCUCGUACUCAUUCUCCUUCCUUUUCUAUCGAGUGCAGAUUCAAUUGCCCUCUUCCAACUCUGUUCAUCAAAAGAUAUUCUCACUGUCAAAUCCAAUGGCGUCCAAAAACGUGCCUACAAAAUUCUCACCAAACUCGCGGAAGGAAAGAAGGUUCCCAUCGAGGCAGAGAAGGUCCUUCAAGAACUUGAGUCCUCGGUGGAUGAAUUGUUCAGUGCUGCAAAGAAGGACCGUUUCAACCUACUGGCUGCAAUACUGCCAUAUAUGCCACCGUCAGCCUUACACCUUAUACCCUCUAUGAUACCUGAGGCAGUACUGGGAACGAAGGAGACUUCGGACAAAGCUCGAAUCGCCGCGUUUGAUUUGAUCAUUGUAAUGGGCAAGAAGAUGAGUGAGGGUGGCGUUGUGAAGAGAGAUAUGCUUGACGGUGUGGAGGAUGAUAUCCCAAUGGAAGCGGCUGCAACCAUCGAAGAAUUUAUGAAAAUGGUUGCUGGAGGCCUUGCUGGUUCAACACCUCACAUGAUCAGCGCGACGAUUACCGCAAUAUCCCGCUUAGUUUUUGAGUUCAAAGAUGAUAUAUCGAACGACAUGAAGAAGGAGAUAUUCACUACGCUUCUUGUCUUCCUUUCGUCCGCCAAUCGCGAGAUUGUCAAGUCGGUCCUUGGAUUUGUCAAGCUUUCCAUUCAUACCUUCCCUGUGGACAUUAUUCAAGUCCAUUUAAGAGACCUGGUUCCCGCUCUGCUUACAUGGUCUCACGAUCAUAAGAAUCACUUCAAGGUCAAAGUCCGGCAUAUCUUCGAAAGACUCCUUCGACGGCUUCCUUGGGAAGAUGUUUACCCCCAUGCGGGUAAUGAAGACGGCGCCAAGGUAUUGGUUAACAUCAAGAAGCGUAAAGAAAGAGCGAAGAGAAAGAAGGCUAACAAGGAAGAGGAUGAAGAUCCUUUAUCAAAUGCUGGUCCGACAACUGGGGAUGCCUUUGAGGAUAUUAUCUACGGCAGUGAAAGCGAGCUUGACGACAGUGAUGAUGACCAAGCAGCUUAUCGUCCGGAAGCUCGUUCGAACAAGAAACAAGCUCAGGAAGUACGUCUUCGUAUGGAUGACGAUGAUCCCAUGGACUUGUUACAAGGAGUCGCUUCUCGCAUUGCUAAAGGUUCCUCAAACAAGAGAAGGAAACCUGGACAAGAAGCGUCGAGAUUCAAGACUGAUGAGGAUACUGGCAAGAUGAUUAUUGACGCAAAAGCUUCUGACGACGACGUGAAUGGCCAUACGCUGAAGUCGAAGGACGAUGUCGUCGGAAGCGCAUACCGUGAAAGCAUUACGUCUGUGGAUGGUUUUACAAGAGGUCCCAACGGGCGUGUCAAAUUCAACAAGGAUACCAAGAAACGGCGUCGCGAGAAUGAAGAUGCGGAAGAUGACCCGAUGGAGGUCGUCGAAAAUAAUUCAAAGAAACAAAAAUCAAGGCAAUUCCACACCAAACCCGGACAAGAAUACAAGGCUAAGCGCGCUAAUGGGGAUGUGAAGAAAAAUGGUGUUGACCCGUAUGCUUAUGUGACGCUCUCACAAGCUGCUGGGAAGAAAAAGGGUCGAAAACAUGAGAUAGGUAUAGCAGGAAAAGGAAGCAGAAGAUAG